AAAAGAAGGGUCUCUCACGCUCACGCAUACGGAUACACUUUCACAAACCCUUUCAAGUUUCAUCAGAGAGAGAGAGAGAAGAAGAAGAAGUAUCAUCAGGAGAAGAUAAUGUCGGGUGUGGGGCCCAUAUCGCAGGAUUGGGAGCCAGUGGUGAUAAGGAAGAAGGCACCAAACGCUGCGGCCAAGAAGGAUGAGAAAGCUGUCAAUGCUGCUCGCCGCGCCGGAGCUGAGAUUGAAACCGUCAAGAAAUCAAAUGCUGGAACAAAUAGAGCUGCCUCUAGUAGCACUUCUUUGAACACCAGGAAGCUUGAUGAAGAAACCGAGAAUCUUCACCACGACCGUGUACCAUCAGAACUAAAGAAAGCCAUCAUGCAGGCCCGACUGGAC
This is a messenger RNA of Arachis ipaensis, 387 nucleotides long. Lineage: Eukaryota; Viridiplantae; Streptophyta; Magnoliopsida; Fabales; Fabaceae. The record is from RefSeq and is a predicted model, not a curated record.